GAUUAGGGUUGGGCUUCAUCACCAAUAUAAAUAAGGGCAUCGUCCCCCUUUUCUUCUGAGAGCCACCAAGAGCAGGAAGCAUAGGCACAAGAGAAAGAGAGAAAAAUGGAGCAGACUUUCAUCAUGAUCAAGCCUGAUGGUGUCCAGAGAGGCCUGGUUGGCGAAAUCAUUGGCAGAUUUGAGAAGAAGGGCUUCUCUUUGAAAGGUUUGAAGCUCCUCACUGUGGAUCGUUCCUUUGCUGAGAGGCACUAUUCUGAUCUCUCUGCAAAGCCGUUCUUCAAUGGUCUUGUUGAGUACAUCAUCUCUGGCCCGGUUGUUGCUAUGAUUUGGGAGGGUAAGAAUGUUGUUGUCACUGGCCGGAAGAUUAUUGGAGCCACAAACCCUGCUGAGUCUGCUCCUGGAACCAUUCGUGGUGACUUUGCAAUUGAUAUUGGAAGGAAUGUUAUUCACGGGAGUGAUUCAGUUGAGAGUGCAAUCAAGGAAAUUGCAUUGUGGUUCCCUGAAGGCCCUGUCAACUGGCAGAGCAGCGUUCACCACUGGGUCUAUGAGUAAAACAUAUGAUUGGGGUUGAAGAGCCAGCUGCUGCUUUUUCCAUUUCUCUUCGUUAUGAGUAAUUGGUGUUAGUGAACUUAAAACAAGUUUUGACUACGUUUGAUUGUGGUUUGACUGGCUGUUGUUGUGCUUAUGAUAUGAUGUUUCUGCUAAUGUCAGUGCUUUUACUCUUAUUAUGAAUGAAUGAGGAGUUGAACCUCCUUCGUAAUGUUAUUGGGUAGAGAAUUUUGAUUGUGGCAUUUUGCAUGUUGUGCCUUCAAUUGUUUCCGCCAUAAGCUGAUGGUAGAAAUGAAAGAGUAAAGAAAUCUCAAGAUCCCACUGCUCCUGUGUUGUGAGGACAAAAAGGCAUGAUGAUGGCAGAGCACGCAUUGCGGUGAAGAAUGACUCACGACUCUUAAUGGUUUGAUGAGUCUAAUUUAAGCAAAAAUGGAGAGAAGAUUUGAAUACAGUUUGCUUAAUAGCUGGGACAAGAUAUCUUCUGCUUAUAUUGGAGUGACAAUGUGUUUGAAGACCGCUAGAGACAGGAUUACCGGAACCAAUAAUGCAAAUGUGACUCGUGAUGGGGAUUAGUAGUUGAACUGUUGAAGUUGAUUGGACUCAGCGUACAAAACAAAUGCAAUCUCAUAUC
Rubroshorea leprosula is the source of this 1180-nucleotide messenger RNA. The record is from the annotation of a GenBank genome assembly. Lineage: Eukaryota; Viridiplantae; Streptophyta; Magnoliopsida; Malvales; Dipterocarpaceae.